This is a messenger RNA of Spea bombifrons (plains spadefoot toad), 576 nucleotides long. It is a transcript of the gene CEP19, whose product is annotated as centrosomal protein 19. The record is from RefSeq and is a predicted model, not a curated record. NCBI's taxonomy places the organism in Eukaryota, Metazoa, Chordata, Amphibia, Anura, Pelobatidae. The transcript has 3 exons. Gene Ontology annotation, cellular component: ciliary basal body; centrosome; centriole. Bases 64 to 576 code for a protein of 170 amino acids. Gene Ontology annotation, biological process: trans-Golgi to periciliary membrane compartment transport; microtubule anchoring at centrosome.
CCCCUUCAGGGUCCUCUUUGCUGUUACCAUGGCAGCAGCUUUUUUUCUUCUCUUCAGAAUCCAAUGCUCACUGUGUGGGACAACAUGAGCUACAAGGCAAGAAAGUGUGGGGUACGCUUUCAGUCCCCUGCCAUCAUCCUGGUGUAUGAAGAUGAGAUGACCGGAAAAUCUCGGCAGCGUGUCAUGCCCAUCAGAAACUUCUCCAAGUUUUCAGACUGUAGCCGAGCAGCAGAACAGCUGAAAAACAACCCUCGCCACAGGCAGUAUUUAGAAAUGGUCUCUCUGAGGCAGCUGGAAAAAAUUUACAAACUGUUAAAAGGGCACCUAAAUGGGCAGAGCCUGGAGGCAACCCUGGAGGGAAUUCGAAGGGGUGAAACUGUAGACCCCGAGGAAGAUCUGAAUAAACUAGAUGACAGGGAGCUGGCUAAAAAAAAGCAAAUAAUGGAUGACCUAUUUGAGAAAAACAGAAAGAAGAAGGAUGACCCAGAUUUUCAGUACGAUGUAGAGGUGGACUUUACCCAUGAUGGACCAGUUGAGAGUUGUGGUUGGGAUGACGAAUCUGAUGAAGGUUUCUGA